GAGCGGAGCCCGAGGAAGAGCAGAGCGGGUGCCACCGUGCAGGGCGGCUCUCGGAGAGCGUGUCCUGCUCUGUGUGGUGCCCAUUGGGGACCCUGCACCCCUGAACACACGCCGCCGGGCACUGCAGCCUGCGGAGACCAUUCGCGGCUGAGCAUCGGCUGCCCUUCGAGACCCCAGAGACGGAGGAGCGAGUGCCAUCCUGGGACAUACACCAUGGGCAACUGCAUCCCGGUGAGCCCCGGGGUCCUGGAGGGCGAGAACUCCCUGGACCUGCUGGACAUCCUGGGCAACUUCUCCUACGACAACAGCAACAUGACCUUCCUGGACUAUGAUGCUGCACCCUGUCACAACGAGUACUGUCCCCUCUUCCAGCGCGUGGCCCCCACCUUCCUGGCCAUCACCAGUGCUGCAGCCACCUUGGGCACUGGGGCAUUGCUGGUGGCACUGGCCAAGCAGCCACACGCCUGGAGCUGGCCCCAGAGCCGAGCGCUGGUGGCCCAGCUGGCAGUGGGGAUGGGUCUCUUUGCUGCCGUGCUGCCUCCAGUGGCAGUGGGCAUCAGGUGGGGCUGGCGGGUGGGUGCAGGGCUCUGCAGUCUCACCCACCUCCUGUGGCACUGGAGCCUCUUUGCCCAAGGGCUGCUGGUGGGCAGCAGCUCCUGCAGCACCGCCUGGUGCCGCUGGGACCCCCGGAGCCGGCGCCUGGCUGUGGCUUUGUGGGCCUGGGCGCUGCUGCUGGCGAUGCCGGUGGCUCUUGCCAGCGGCACUGUGGCAGCCCCAAACACGAGCUGCAUCCGCCGGAGAGUGGACGUCCUCUCCCCAGCGUAUCUGCUGCACCUCACCCUCUGCCUCUGCCUCUUCCUGCUGCUGCCAGCAGUGCUUCUGGCGGCCACAGUGGCCAUGCCGCGGCUGAGGGCAGCCUGGCAGCCAGCCAUCGGGGCAAGCUGGCUCUUCUUUGGGCUCUGGGUGCCUUACGGCGUGGGGCUGGCUGUGGAUUUCCUCUUGCAGGCCCGGCUGCUGCAGCCCAGCUGUGGCACCUUUGAGCACUUCGACUACAUGCUGGGGCUGAGCGAGGGGCUGGGGGUGCUGCACUGCUGCCUGGGGCCCGUGGUCCUGAUUGCCACACGGCUUGGCCACCGCGGGGUGGGUGGCAGCUGCUGAGCUCCUUAUGGUGCAGCCCAGGGUCCUGUGCCCACCCCUGGCCCACCACAACGUUCCCUCUCCCCACCAGCCCCUCAGCUUCUGCCACACAGGCAAUGCUUCCCUAGAACCCAGGGGAGGGCAAUGUGGCCACCAGACUUGGUGCCUCUCCUCCUUCUGUCCCCUUCCUUGGGGUCUCAGCACCACCAUUUGGGGUCGGACACCCUGAUUUGCUCAAUGGAGAUACCCCUGGGGUGCCUCAAGUGUCUCCCCAAGACCCCACGGUGGGGUCAGCCCCAGCCUCCUGCAUGCCUGUGGGGACCUCCGAGCUCAGCCCCAGCCCCACGGGGAGAUUUCAGCUGGCAGGGCAGCAGCAAUGGGAAGUGACACAGGAUUUUUGCUCCCUCCUGACAAGCCAAGUGUCACAUCCGAGAUCAGCCACUGGGAAUUAUAUACAAUAUAUACGUCUGUCA
This is a messenger RNA of Calidris pugnax (ruff), 1610 nucleotides long. It is a transcript of the gene ACKR1, whose product is annotated as atypical chemokine receptor 1 (Duffy blood group). Bases 214 to 1158 code for a protein of 314 amino acids. The transcript is spliced from 2 exons. The record is from RefSeq and is a predicted model, not a curated record. Gene Ontology annotation, biological process: chemokine-mediated signaling pathway; inflammatory response. Gene Ontology annotation, molecular function: chemokine binding. Gene Ontology annotation, cellular component: membrane. Lineage: Eukaryota; Metazoa; Chordata; Aves; Charadriiformes; Scolopacidae.